This is a messenger RNA of Arthroderma uncinatum, 7836 nucleotides long. Its product is annotated as cell morphogenesis protein PAG1. The transcript is spliced from 3 exons. NCBI's taxonomy places the organism in Eukaryota, Fungi, Ascomycota, Eurotiomycetes, Onygenales, Arthrodermataceae. Gene Ontology annotation, cellular component: cell cortex; site of polarized growth. The record is from RefSeq and is a predicted model, not a curated record. Gene Ontology annotation, biological process: cell morphogenesis. The coding region runs from base 1 to 7836 and encodes 2611 amino acids.
AUGCGACAGGCCCCGCCGGGUCAAGGCCAGUCCCUGGCUCAUACCCCUGAAGAGUCGACUGCUGCACAGCACACGACCGCCAUCCAUUCUCCCUCAGACAGAGCUCCGGCGAGAAAUCCACCUUCGUCGACGCCACAUAGUCGAGAUGUUUCUAGCGUUCGAGGUCGGCCGGGAGAUGCGACUGCGGCUACUGGAUUUGGCCUCGCCUCUCUGCAACCACACACCCAGCUACGAAACCAGUCGCAUUCCAAGAGCCCGGAGCCGACCAGCGAGCGAGAACGAGAGCGUGAGCGCGAGAGGCCCGGUAUCGGCUCGGACAGCGAAGGUCUAGAGAGACGGCCCUCGAAUUCGUACGGCCACCAUCGCCAGGCCUCGAUCGUUCAUGGAAGCAUCCAGCAUUCCAGAGGCCCCAGUUUCGCAAAUUCGCCCGCCACGUCGAGCCCUCUGAGUCCCGAGAUGAUCUCAGCUGCUGGAUUCGCGCCAGCUCUACCUGAAUCGAAGCUUAACGGCGGCGUGCGGGAGAAUGGUGACUUCUCGCCUGCCACGUUCAUGGCGCCUGCUGGUGGUGUGGGAAAUAUCCUGCAGGGAUCGCAUUUGGCCUUGAUACAAGAUACUGUCCGGCCAGACGGGCUGGAGCGUCAGCAUUCUCACCGUCGAGCCAUCACCACUGGAAAGCUACGGAGGGAAAACUCGCACAGCAAGUCCCGUUCGGGACAUGCCAACCAAGAAGCUAAAACGGUAGGAGAGUAUGCUCUCCACCAUCUCUUUAAUUCGUUCGUGGGACAAGCGGAGGAAAAGAUUAACAAAUGUAUCAUGAGCAUUGGAGAAUUCGAUGCGCCUGUAGAACAAGUAUGUGGUCCAGGAGCGGACCCGACUUUCGACCAGCUCAUUGCUGCCCUCGGCCACAUCGCGAAACAGAAGCCUAAACCGCUGAUAGACACUAUAAUGGUAUGGAGGAAGUCAAAGGGCGAUGCAGCUGCCACAGCAAAGCAAGGCUGGACUCAGCCCAAACCCCCUCCAUCAAUUUCGUCGACCAUAGUACGGCGGAACACAGAACCACCACAGCCGGGACCAGACGUUCCAGAUGCUGCUGGGUCACCGGCUGCUUCGAUCCCUAUAGUAAACAGGCAGGAAGAUAUACUCAUGACCGAACGACGAGCAACCGUCUCCGUCUACCUCGUAUGCCGUGUUCUCAUCGAGAUCUUCAACCAAAGCACGCUCAACGCAAUCACACAAGAAAUGGCAGAUCGGCUAGAAGAUAUCGUAUUCGGACAGCUAAAGGCCGUCGAUCCAGAUCAAAUUUCUGCAUCACCGCUAAGAAUGGCUAAUUGGCGCAUCUACGGACAGUUGCUCGGCAUCAUGAGUGAAAGCAAUUUCGCCAGUGUUUCCAACCAGUAUCUUUCCGAGCUGGCUCAGUACCAGCGAGAAGACGGACGCAUGCUGGCAGCCAGAGAGACGGAAACUAAAGCCGAAUUAUUGAUUUUUGGACUGCGGCAUCUUCGUCUUCGAGUAUAUCCGGAAGACGGGUGGGGGAAAACGUGUGAUUUCCUGCAAUCGCUUGCCAGGCUGUUCAGUGACGCACACGGACAACGUUUGAAACAGGCGUAUUGCCAGAUACUGGAGACUUUUCUCCUUCCCAUCGCCGCCAAUCCAGCCUGUGAUUUGUCCUCGUCCAAAUGGAAGGAAUUCCUAGAGCUUCUCGUGCCUCGAUUGUCCCAGGUCCUCGUGAAACCCCGGCAUUGGAACAGUGCUUUCCCCCUUCAUAUCCUCCUCUUGUGUGUUUCUCCGCGAGAUACGUUUCUCUCUCAGUGGAUGCCGACUGUGAAUGCGCUUUCACCGAAGCUUAAAGAGCGCCCUACCAGGGCUGCUGCGCUUCAGGCUAUAUGUCGAUUACUCUGGACAUAUCUAUACCGUUACUCUGACCCUCUCAGUAACCCUCUCCGUAAAACGGAGGAAGUGAUUCGGAUAGUCCUGCCAGGUGGAAGGAGAACGUAUCUCACCACCGAACCUACAGUUGCAGAACCAAUUACUCAGCUAGUCCGAAUGAUCGGCUUUAAGCACCCAGAGAUGUGCUUCCGCAGCAUCAUCUUCCCACUGGUCAAUUCCGACCUAUUUACGUCCGGCAAAGAUCUCAAGAUCGAACAGAUGGAGCCUGAAAAAAUGGUUAUUGGCAUCCGCUCUUUCCUAGCUAUCAUGGCAGAUAUAGAAAACGGUGGCGGGACACCACCUCCUUUCCCACAGGAAUUUGCUGUCACUGAGCAAUCUCCUAUCUCACCCUUCUCCCCGCAGGCAUCCAUCCCUGAGCCGCAAUACAGUACCAACACUCCACCUCCAAAACCGCAGCCUUCUCCGCUCCCAUUCAAUCCGGCUAAGCUGAACGAAAAUACUCGAAAAUAUUACCUCCGAUUUUGCGAGAUAUUGGGGAAGAUCACUAUAUUAUGUGACAAUACUUUCGGAGGACAAGCUGCUCUCGAUGAAAAAUUCGGCGGUGUUACGCCUAAGACUCCCAUCACGGAACACUUUAGCUUUGGCCGACGUGAUGACCAUGCCAACACCCCUGACCAAAAGCAAGGGUUCUACGAUCUUCUCCAUGUCGCCGUUCAGGCACUGCCCCGGUGUCUUUCUGACCAUAUACCAUUUAACUCCCUCAUCAACCUCCUAUGUACGGGCACCGCACACGUACAGUCUAACAUCGCGGCAUCAUCCGCAGAGUCGCUCAAAUCCAUUGCCCGCCAGUCAUACGCCCAACAUGUAGCUAUCGGGUUUGCCCGCUUCAUCUUUAACUUUGAUGCCAGAUAUUCCACCAUGUCAGAUGAAGGCAUGCUUGGGCCAGGCCAUAUCGAAUCGACGUUAAAACUAUAUGUUCAACUCAUUCAGAUAUGGAUCGAGGAAAUAAGGCAGAAAACCAAGGAUGCUACUAUUGAUUUGCCUGAGAAGACUGGUACAGGUGCUCGAGGGCUACAGCUUGAUUUAUCUGGCGUCCUCGCUCAUGUGGAGGAGAUCGAGUCCCACGGGCUAUUCUUUCUAUGUUCUCAAUCAAGAACCGUUCGUGCGUUUGCCAUAACGGUUCUUCGCCUUGUGACUGAAUUCGACACAGCUCUAGGAAAGAAUAAUACUCGGAUUAUCCGUAUUAUGGAAGGGGACUCCCAACGGGUUCUCGAUCUGAAAGAUGAAUCGUUGACUGUUGCGGAGCGAAGCAGACUCCAAAAGGGUAGACAAGAGAGCAUUGCCCAUAACACUCUUAUUGAGCUAUGCAGUAGCGAAGUAUCAUACGACUCGACUCUAUGGGCAAAAGUGUUUCCAAAUCUUAUUCGGAUAAGUUUCGACACCUGUCCAUUCGCAGUCACCCUCGGCCGCGAAAUUGUUUGCGCUAGAUUAGUCCAUAUGCAUAGACAGAUUACUCAUAUCGCUGAGGGCCCUCCACCUAUGCAACUCAAUUCCCCCGACCAUAUUCCGACUCGCCCUAUUAUUAUUAGGAGUGGCACGCCUCCAGAAGUCAUGAUUGAACAGUGGAAGCUGUAUCUCAUUAUGGCUUGCACUACGUUAAAUAGUGCGGGCGCCCAGUCCCAAAGUCAGCUGGCGAAUGCUCAACACGCACGAAAAGCUUCCAAGGCCGGCCAGCAAAGCCAGGAUAAGAUUAACUCUGCAAGAUCUCUCUUUGCUUUCGUCAUUCCACUCCUAUCUGCCCCGCACGAUUCGAUCAGAAAUGCCAUUGUUGUUGCUUUAGGCUCUAUCAACAUUGCAUUAUACAGGACAUUGUUAGAGUCACUGCAGUACGCUGUGACUACUUGCAAGGAAGAAGCUAGGGUCCGUAUUGGAACUCAUCUUCGUACCCCGAGCACACCAAGGCGGAAUAGACGUACAGAUCUCCUCAGGACAGAAGUUACCAAUGUCUACAAAGCGACGUCCCAUUUCCUUAAGGACCCUGAAGUGUCUAACGAUGACUGGAUACUGAAUAACAUGGUGACAUAUACUCGAGAUCUUAGAAUCUUCUUAAGCGAUGUCGAGGUGCAGAAUGACCUGGAAUUCCAAAACCUUCGAUUCCAUUUCUGCGGGUUACUUGAACAGUUGUUCGACGGGAUUAAAAGGUCAAAGGAGCCAUCGCGAUGGAUGCCAUUCGAGUCCCGGAAAUCGGCUUUCUCGCUAAUGGAGGACUGGUGUGGCUAUUCUCCCAAUCAGAACCAGAUUGCGGUUCGGGAAGAGAAUAUGCGAAAACUUACCAUUGCACGACAACGCGAGAAUGGCGAAGUGCGUAGCACUGCGGCAAUGGAAAUUGAGAAACGGAAUUUGCGCACCGCUGCGCUGAGUUCUAUGGCAUCACUCUGUGGUGGUCCAAUACGAAUAUCCACGGAAAGCGGAGCGACGCUCCAAUUCGAUAUCAGACGCAUGCUCUCCUGGAUUGACAUUAUUCUCAACACUGAAAGUGAUAAACUCCAUGCCAUUGGGCGACGAGCACUGAAAAAUCUGAUUGUUCACAACAAAGCUCUCCCGUACCUACUUGAGCAAUGUAUUGAGAUGUGUUACUUAUCCGAACGACCAAAGGCACUUGAGAGCUAUUUUGAAGUUUUCUCACAAGUGGUUGUUGAAGAAAGCGACUACCCUGUUGCCUUUUGGCGCAUCCUAGGCGCUGUCCUCUUUACUCUUGGGAAUUCCAAAAGAGAGAUCCGUAUGAAAUCUGCUCGGUUACUAAGAACGAUUGAAGAACGGGAACAGAAGAACUCACGGCUACAAGACUUUGAUAUCAGCAUCUCGGAUAGGACAACUGCCGUGUAUAAGCUUGCUCAGUUUGAAACUUCGAAGCGACUUGCACAGCAGCAUGCCGAUUUGGCAUUCGUCAUCUUCUCGGAGUUCUCUCUCCACUUCAAAAACAUCCAGCCAGACACCCAACGUAAUAUGGUCGCAGCCAUUCUGCCGUGGGUCCAAGCAAUUGAACUCCAAUUAGAUCCGAACGGCGGCCCAACCUCAAAGUCUUACAUGUUGCUUUCCAACCUUUUCGAAAUCACCAUUCGAUCUGGAACUGUACUGCCAAACGAGGUCCAAGCCCUUUGGCAGGCUCUUGCCACUGGUCCCCAUGCUGGCAAUGUCCAACUCGUGCUUGAUUUUAUCAUUAGCCUCUGUUUGGAGCGAAGAGAACAAAACUUCGUUGACUACGCGAAACAAAUAGUUGUUUUCCUAGCAUCAACCCCAGCGGGCUCCAAGGUUAUUGAAUUUUUCUUGCUUCAAGUCGUGCCCAAAAACAUGGUACAUGAGCGCCGUGAACCCCUUCCAGCUCCUACCGAUCUAUCAAACCUGCCAUACGUUGCAGAUCUAGGUACCAUUUUGCCCGUUGGGAACAAACAAGUCGGUUUAUCAUUGGGACAAGUAUCUCUGAUAUUUCUAGUCGACUUGAUGGUUGCCCCAGUUAGUAUCGGAUUUGAGAGUGUCAUCAAACUCAUCCACGUUGCAUUUAUAUUCUGGGAUCACUACACCUUGACCGUACGAGAACAAGCACGAGAAAUGCUCGUUCAUCUAAUCCAUGAACUGGUCGCCUCGAAGCUAGAGAACGAAGUUCAAGGUGCCCAGCGUCAAUCAAUCGAAGAUUUUGUGGAGUGUAUUCGGCAAAGCGACCCUACUGUCAUAUGGGAAUAUGAAGAUAAUAACGAGAAGGAUGAGAAAGCUGCCGAUACAAGGGUACCAUCGUCCAUGCAUCAUGUUGCCCACAGCGUAGCAGGGAUAUUUAAUGCCGUUUACGACGGAGUUAAUGACCAUUGGUCAAGAGAAGCGCUGAACUGGGCGACAUCUUGUCCUGUUAGACAUCUUGCCUGUCGGUCGUUCCAAGUAUUCAGAUGCAUAUCCACAUCGCUCGACUCUCGGAUGCUUGCUGACAUGCUUGCACGACUUUCGAAUACAAUCGCUGAAGAAGAAACAGAUUACCAGACGUUUUCGAUGGAGAUCUUGACCACGCUAAAAGUCAUCAUUAGCUCUCUCGCUCCGCAAGACCUUUUACGAUAUCCUCAGCUGUUCUGGACCACUUGUGCAUGCCUUAAUACGAUACAUGAGCGGGAAUUUGUGGAGAGUCUGGCCAUGCUCGAGAAAUACCUGGACAAAAUUGACCUGUCUGACGAAAGCGUGGCAGCCAAACUGCAAGAGAGCAAGCCUCCAAAGUGGGAAGGCGAAUUUUGUGGGAUCCAGGAUCUGGUUUAUAAAGGGUUAAAGUCAUCAGAGUCGCUACACGAAACCCUCGCGGUACUGAGAAGACUAGCUGCCAUACCGAACAAUGAUUUGGUUGGCGAUGGAAACCGCUUGUUGUUUGCAGUUUGGGCGAAUUUACCUGAGCUGUUGAACGAAUAUGACCCUGUAAAGGGAUCCAGUAACGUCGAAAAACAUGCCAGCCUACUUGCUACUAUUGCAGAGAAACAAGGCUGCACUCAGUUAUCGAACUGUUUGUUUACGUUCUCCCAAGCACAAUACCGAACAAGUGACGAGUUCUUGGUCGACAUUGUCAACGCGAUAUCAAUGUACUAUUUUCCAAGUCAGGAUGUUCAGAGUUUGGUAUUCCUGAUGGGGCUUUUGACGAAUAACACAUCGUGGUUCCGUAUUAGCAUCAUGCGGAUUCUCAGUGCAAUAAUUUCUGAAAUCGACAUGCGUCGGCCAGAUAUAUCUUGCCAUGGCCCAGAUCUUAUCUCACCCUUACUUCGUCUCCUUCAUACCGAACUCUGCCCUCAGGCGCUCGGAGUCCUUGACCACAUUAUGACAGUUGCUGGAAACCCAAUGGAGCGCCAUCAUCUUCGUAUGAGCAUGGCAUCCUCGGCGUCAUCAAGAGCUAUUCGCAAGGAGUUUGAAGGGAUACAAAGCUUAUACGGUAUCCCAGAGCCAACAGGGUGGUCAAUUCCCAUCCCAGCCGCCCAGUCUAACUUGACCAGAAACAACGUUCAUGCAGUGUUCUAUACAUGUGCCGAGGAAGACGGACUUGAAGGCCAACCGCCAGCUUCACCAGAUCUGGAAUUCCACGUUGACGACUACGGUGAUUCGUAUUUCCUGCCAUUCCGCGCCGACACGAUGAAAUCGGUCGAUACCGGAAACGAAACAAACAUGGGUGAUUUGUUACAAAAGCUCGACAGCCUGGAUGACUUCUUCGAAGAGACGGAGGUGAAUCACUCUGUGCCUUCGAUCUCGGGAGCGUCCCUUCACAACUUUGCUACUACCGAUUUCCCAGACGCCAGCACACAUCUAUACGAUCAACAUACUGCUCCGUUAUUGCGGAAAUCGCUUGCUCGAACAGCCUCCUCUUCUUCAUUCCACAACGGCUUUGCCGACUCUAGACUUCCCCUUACCCGUACUGAUUCGAACAGCGUUGGUGCUCCAUCCAUUCACCCAUCGCCCUUAAGCACGUCUUCUUCAUCCACGCAGCCACGGCGUGGAUCGCUACACACGCGCUCCAUCACCUCCCCAAGUAACUACUACCCGCAAUCAAGUAAUAACAAUGGCAACCCUGGCACCCCUGAACUCAGCUAUAUUGGGCGAUCUUUCCUUUCUGAUGACGAUACUGAGGAUACGUUGUCAGAUUCGGACGAUCGUCUUACUCUUCACUACCCGUCGUCCUCUACCUCCCGCGUUGCAGUUAUGGGUAACAGUAAUCCUGAAGCCGGGUCGUUUUCUUUGGAUACCAUGAUCCGAAGUGGUGUGCGCCGGUUAACCGGUGGCAACAACGCUGGGCGUGAUAGAGAUCGACAGCGUGAGCUAUUAAGAGCCCAGCAACGAGCGAUUGCUCAAACAGCCACUUCGCCCAGGGUACCAAAAGUGCCACCGGAGUACCUAGCAGGUGGAGCAAACAAUCCAACGUCGCCUAGCCAGUGA